Molecule: messenger RNA, 10340 nt
Organism: Pseudophryne corroboree (corroboree frog)
Lineage: Eukaryota; Metazoa; Chordata; Amphibia; Anura; Myobatrachidae
Gene: PRRC2C
Product: proline rich coiled-coil 2C
Exons: 35
Coding region: 395-8713 (2772 amino acids)
Biological process (GO): hematopoietic progenitor cell differentiation
Source: RefSeq, a predicted model, not a curated record
CUUCCACGCCUGCGUGCUGACGUUGUCCGUUGGCGGUCGGCCAUCUUUUCUGGCGCCGGGGCUCUCGCUAGCUGCUGGUGUGCGCGGAGGGGAGUGCAGUGGGAAUUUAGGUGGCGGUUCAGCGUGUGCGGCCUGCCUGUAACUCCUGGGGGAAUCUCUGUCACUGUAUUACAUCAGGCCAGGUAACCGGCGGCAACCAGGCGGAGGCAGGAUCCGUGCCGGCCCCCUCCAUUAGCGUCAUAACUACGCGCCGGCAUCACCGCCAUUCACUCCGCUUCCGAGAACCGACCGCUCAGCCUUGAUUCUACGCAGUGAGGACGCCGCUGGCCCCAGGAGAGGACUGGGCCUAAAAGUGAGGCAGAGGCUGUACCAGACUCGAUGAAUUUCCUUCGACAUGUCGGAGAAGUCAGGCCAGAGCACAAAAGCAAAGGAUGGGAAAAAGUAUGCUACUCUCAGCCUAUUUAACACAUACAAGGGAAAAUCGCUAGAAACUCAAAAAACUACUGUUGCUGCACGCCAUGGACUUCAAAGUCUGGGCAAAGUUGCUGUGUCUCGACGCAUGCCUCCACCUGCAAAUUUGCCCAGUCUAAAAGCAGAAAAUAAAGGCAAUGACCCCAACGUGAACAUUGUGCCCAAAGAUGGAACAGGCUGGGCGUCCAAACAAGACCAGUGUGAAGAAGAGAAAACACCAGAAGUGCCACCAUCACCACCACCACCACCUCCAAAGCCAGUUGUUCCCCCUACACCAGAGGUUCCUGUUGUUGCCAAAUCAUGGGCUAGUACCAAGCCAGGUGGGCAAGUUGAAGGUGUUCAGGUGAACAGAUAUUUCCAGCAAGAAUUCCCCAGUCUGCAGGCAGCUGGGGACCAGGAAAAAGUAAAAGAGAAAGAAGUUACAGAUGAUAAUUAUGGACCUGGACCCAGUUUGCGCCCACAAACUGAUGUGGCCAGUUGGCGCGAAGGUGGAGGAAGAAACCUUGGCACGCCACUUGCACCUUCUGACCAAGAAAACGUUGCUUCAGUCGGAGAGGAUGGAUCCUCUAAUCCUGCUCUCCCUGGUGCUGCAGACCAGAGCAAGAUUGGGGAUAAACGAGCUAGUCAUGGCGCACCCAAUCCACUAAAAUUGAAUGGGCAGCAACCUGGCCUACCUCCUCAGUACAGAGGCAUGAUGCCUCAAUUUGCUGGAAAUAUGUUCCCAUCUUAUCCACGGCUUCCGUUUCCCCCAAUGCAGGGGCCAACACGUUAUCCCACACCAGCGGAGAACAACAGACUCUCUAGAAGACCCCCACAAGCAUGGGCUGCUGAAGGUGUUGAACGCCCCUCCAUCAUUAGUGCAACUGAGCUCAAGGAACUGGAUAACCUGGACACUGAAACGGACGAUGGCUGGGCAGGAGAACAAAGUGAAGUAGAUUACACUGAGCAAUUAAAUUUCAGCGAUGAUGAGGAGCAUUCUUCUGGUCAGAAAGAGAAGAUGGAAAGCUGGGAUGAUCGGAUCUCUAAAAAUGAGCAAGUCCAUGCAAAAUCUGAAAAUUCAGAGGACGGUAAGGAAUCGGAAGAAAGGGCAACCACUACUUCUUCCCAAGCUGCACAUAUAAUGGGACAGAAGUCACUGCUUGGUAAAGGUCCACCUCUGGACACACAGGACAGACGCCAGAUGCCUCCAUCUCUUUUAUCAUUAGAGAAAACUAUUCCACCUCUCUUGCAAUCAAAGAAUGUUCCUCAACAGCACCCUGCUCAAGGCCACCCUGGGGGUCCUCCUAGGCCAACACCUUUACAAUCACGUCCCAGUGAGGAUGAGAUAUGGAAGCAAAGACGUAGGCAACAAGCAGAGGUUUCUGCUGCUGUAGAACGUGCCCGUAAGAGACGGGAAGAGGAGGAAAGACGAAUGGAAGAGCAGAGGAAAGCUGCAUGCGCUGAAAAAUUAAAGCGUUUGAAUGAGAAGUUUGCUGCUACAGCACCACCGGCCUCUUCUGAAAAACCAGCAGCAGAAAAACCACCUGAAGAAAAGACAAUAAAUGAAGAGCCCCCUCAAGAACCACCCCAGCAUGAAGAGAAGGUAGCUGAGGUUGAGCAGCCUGUGAAAGAAAAAGAACCAGAGAGGCCAGACACUCCUGUGCAACAGGAAGGGAAGGAGGAAGUACCAUCUCAACCAGACGCCGAAGUUGCAGAUGAAAACGGAAACACCAGUGUUUUGGAAGACAAGACUUCAGAUUUAGUGGUAGAAGAAGCACCAUUUGUCAGGAAGGAUAGCAUUUCAAGUGAUAGAGAGAGCUCUUCUCCAGUAAUACCUGUUCGGCUGCCAACACCUGUUCUUGAACCACCUCCAGUACAAUCUCCUGUCACCACCCUUCCACCCGCCCCCUCCCCAACACCAGCGCCUAUAAUACAGCAUGAGAGUGAUUCUGAACCUGGAACCCAAAUGCGUCCUCCAGUUUCGUCUGGAUACUCCAAGCAAUUUCAGAAGUCAUUGCCUCCAAGGUUUCAGAGGCAGCAGGAGCAGAUGAAGCAACAGCAGUGGCAGCAACAGCAACAAGGUGUACUCUCUCAGCCAGCUCAGUCACAACCUUCAAGCAGUCCUGUGCCUCCACCCCAGCACAGGCCACUUUAUCAGCCAUUAGGACCACACCCUCAGCAUUUGGCUUCCAUGGCCUUUGAUCCUCGGUGGCUAAUGAUGCAGCCUUACAUGGAUCCUAGGAUGAUGUCUGGAAGGCCUGCCAUGGAUAUGCCACCAAUGCAUCCUGGAAUGAUACCAACCAAGCCCUUAAUGAGACGUGAACAAAUGGAGGCUUCAGCAACUGCACCGGAACCAUAUGAACACAUGGCUCGAUCUAUUAGAGAUCACGGUGUCCCAAUUUCUGAGCCUCGCAUGAUGUGGGGAGCUGAGCCUUACCAACACCAAGACACACCACAGGUUUCCUCUUCUGCAAAAGAACCAGAAGAACCUGAGGAUUACAGGAGUGAAACGUCUCUGGAUCAUGAUGUCAUACCUGAAACCUACCCAAUAGAUCAUAAUCCAUUUGAAAACCAGCAUAAAGCGGACUUCUUCUCAAGGCCACGUGAUCCAGAUCUUCACAGUGCUUCUGUUAGACAUCCCGAACCUGUUCAGCUACCUCAAGCAGGGGAAAAAGACACAGGAAUUGAUCAAUCAGAGAAGCAAGUCCCUACGGAAGAAGACACUCACAUUGAUAUCCAACCUGUCUUGACCAGAAGCUUAUCCAAUGAAUCUGCACACACUCUGAAACCGGAAGAAAGGAGGGUAGAGACUGUACAGAUAAGCUCUAAAGUGUCUCUUAGGCCAUCUGAGCUUGCAAAAGAAAUUGUAGAGGAAAAGCACAGAAAAGAGAGCUUUCAGAGUUCAAAGCCACCUGAGAUAUCAAAAAUAGAAAAGCCUUUUAAACCCAAAUCUGAAACAAGAUGGGGACCCAGGCCAGGAUCUAGAAAUAGGGAAGAUGGCAUAGACAGACCAGUAAGAAGAUCUGGUCCCAUUAAAAAACCUAUACUUCGUGACAUGAAAGAAGAGCGUGAGCUGAGAAAAGAAAAGGAAGAGGAGAAGCUUGGUCAUGAAAAACCUGUAAAACAAGAUAAAGUUGAACGUAAACCGCUACCAGCUCAACCAACUCCUUGUCCGCUUCCAGUAGUCAAUAAAACUGAGCAAGAUAAGCCAUCACCUGAAACUACUUCACUUCCUAAAGUGUCAAAUUCUAACACAUCGCAUUCAGAGAAGUCAUUAGAAAACGCUUCUCCUGAUCCAGUGCCCAAAUCUGUUGCUCUGCCAACACCAGCCAGUCAGUCAAGUAAGGAGGAGAAGACUGUCAGAGUAGUUAGUAAAGAAAGCAAGGAAGUUCCCUCUGAUAAGCCCAAACUAGAUUCAAAGCCUCCAUUAGUUUCACAGCCACCACAUGCUACAGUACCUUAUAGAAGAGAACCUGUUCUCCCACCAAGGGCCUACAGGAAAGAGGCUAGAGACAGAGACUGGUUUCCUGAUCAAGGUUAUAGAGGUCGAGGGCGUGGUGAAUAUUACUCAAGAGGAAGAAGUUAUAGGGGUUCCUAUGGUGGUAGGGGGCGGGGAGGCAGAGGCCAAAGCAGAGACUACCCACAUUACAGAGACACAAGGCCUCGUUCUGAGCAACUUCCCUCAGGUGCAAUGAGGCGCAGGGAUGAAAGUGAAACGCGGAGUGAGAGCUCUGAUUUUGAAGUCAUGCCAAAGAGACGUAGGCAGCGUGGUUCUGAAACAGACUCUGAUAGUGAAGGGCGUGAAAGCGCAAGUGACACACCUCUGUCAGAUAAAGACAGCUCCAGCAGAAGCAAACCUCCUAGAGACGAACGUUCUGAAAUAAAACGGGCACCCAAAUCUGUUUCGACUCUAAAAUCAGAAGCUGGAACAUCAAGAUCAGAGAUGAGGGUGCCGGAAAGACACUUCCCUAGAGAUGAAGACUCUCGAACGAAACCUGGUUUCUUGCCAAAAGGUGAACCUUCACGUAGAGGCAGAGGAGCAGGAAGUUUUCGACGUGGGGGCAGGGAGCCAGGCAUCCGUUCAAGCCGCCCACCUCCACCUCGUAGAUCUAAUUAUAGAGACAAUCAGUGGAUUCCAAGGCAGCAAGAUUCAAGACUGCCACCACCUCCACGAAUGGAUGAAGGGGAGCACAGACAUCAUGAGCACGCAGCAUUACCCCCAGGGGAUAAGAGACCACCUAUGAAAUUUGAGCGCAAGUUUGAUCCUUCAAGGGACAGACCAAGAAGACAAAGGCCCACCCGACCACCCAGACAGGAUAAGCCUCCAAGGUUCAGGCGUUUAAAAGAACGAGAAAGAGAAGAUGCUGGCAAACCCGUAGAAGUUACUGGAUCUAGUCAAGGAGUCUCUGCUUCAAACAAUGCACAUGAGCUCCCUUCAGAUUUUUCUGGUAACAAAACUCCAGAUUUGUCGAAUCAUAACUCAUCUGAUCAGGCCAAUGAGGAAUGGGAAACCGCCUCUGAAAGUAGUGACUUUAAUGAGCGAAGAGAAAGGGAUGAGAGAAAAGCAGCCACAUCUAACAUCCAGUCACCUGCUGCCAGCAAAGCAUCUGAUGGUUUAGCUCAAUCACCACCCAAAAGAGAGAGUGCCAAAAGAAGUUUCUCUAGUCAGAGACCUGGUAUGGAUCGUCAAAAUCGUCGGGGGAAUACUGGUGCACCCAAACCCAGCAGACAUUACUCUGGACCCAGGGGUGAAAGACGAAGUGGCACCUCAUUGCAGAGGGGGAAAAGAGGGCCAAUAGAUGACCAAAAUCCCGGGAUGAAUGCAGCAGAUUCAUCUGGAGGAAGUAGUAAUGCCCAUCAUCACCACUACCACCCUUAUCGCCCACACUCAGAAGACGGAUGUGCCACUGUGCCGCCAAAAGGCGUCAAGGAUGCUGCAGGCAAAAAGAAAGAAGAGCCUAAACUGGUGGUAAAGAAGCCUAAGGAGAAGGUGGAUGCCUUGUCGCAGUUUGACCUGAACAACUAUGCAAGUGUUGUGAUAAUAGAUGAUCACCCAGAAGUAACAACAUUAGAGGAUUCUCAGUCAAACCUCAAUGAUGGCUUCACAGAAGUAGUUUCCAAAAAGCAGCAGAAGCGGUUACAGGAUGAAGAGCGGAGAAAGAAAGAAGAGCAAACGGUUUGGAACAAAAAGGGUUCUGGUGAAAAAGGACGAGGUCAAAAUUCCAAGCUUCCUCCCCGAUUUGUGAAGAAACAGCAACAACAAGCAGCAGCAUUACAGGCCCAGUCUUCUGGGUUGGCCGCCCAACAGGGUAUAACCCAGGCGGUACCUUCAACAAUGCCUUCUAGUCAACCUCCAGCACCUGUUCAACCGCUGCCAUCCACAAAUGGCUCAGAGUUUUCUGGGCCUGUAAAAGCCCAGCCACCACCACAACCUCCAAACUCUCUUGGAACUGAACUGUGGGAAAACAAGAUGGCAGCCCCAAAUAUCCUGAAUGACUUGUCUAAGAAAUUGGGUCCUAUAAAUCCUCCACAACCGCCAUCUUCAAGUGCCUGGAAUAAGCCUCUUACAGGUUUUGUGCCAUCAGCCAAUUCAGAGAUGGCUAAAAAUGGUCAAGAGGGUGCUGUAGACUUGACGAGAGAAACCAUACAGUUUGGGGCCCCAGCAUCCAGCAGCAGUGACAAUGAAGGUUCUCCUCUCCCUGAGAAGACAUCAGAGUCCCUUCCUGAACCAAAAGAGCAGAGACAAAAGCAGCCCCGAGCUGGCCCAAUUAAGACUCAAAAGAUCCAAGAUCUUAAUGUAAUUCAGAGUAAGGAAUAUAAGCCAGGACCUAUUGGUAAGGAACGAUCAUUGAAGAACCGUAAAGUGAAAGAGGUGCAGCAGUCUGAACCAGAGGCCCAGGAAAAACAAAUACCAACUACAGUUCGGACACCAGAACCGGUUCCAUCAAAAGAAAAUAAAGUUAUAACAGAAGUGACUACGGAAAUAACCAGUAUGCUGUCCGUGUCUGCACCUGAGUUUGGAGUCAGCACUAAGGAGUCCGUAACAGAUUACACCAGCCCAUCCAACGCCCUUCCAAGCACUGUGUCAUCAGGCAGCUCUAAACUGGAGUCUACUUUGGUGCCUAAUGUACCCCUUCCCCACACACUUCCUCUGUCUCGGAGGGAGACUCUCCAACAGGGUUCCAGCUUAACUCCAGUGUCUCCUGCUACUGUUGACCUCACUCUGAAGAUGGAGUCUGCUCGUAAAGCUUGGGAGAACUCUCCAAGUGUUGCCGAGAAAGGAUCGCCAAUAACCUCUGCAGUACCUCCCACCAGUACAUCCGUCGUAGGGGCGCCCUCUAAUGCAAGCAGUGGAGUCGGUGUUUCUGCUAAUGGGAAUAACACAGGUCCCCCUCCUCCGAGCGGUGUAACAUAUAAUUCUUUCUCCAGUGCAUCUAUGCCACCCCCCAUCCCAGUGGCAUCAGUAACACCAACAACAUCUUUAUCAGGUGCUGGAACAUACACCACCUCCUCACUUAGCACAAAAACAACGACCACUUCAGACCCUCCCAAUAUCUGUAAAGUGAAGCCACAGCAGCUCCAGAGUACAAACAGCAUGCCUUCAGCCAGUCAUUUCUCCCAGCUCAGCUGUAUGCCCUCAUUAAUGACCCAGCAGCAGAGUCCACAGGUGUACGUCUCCCAGUCUGCAGCAGCAGCUUCUAAACUGUUUAUUUCCUGUGGCUCAGGGCCCACAGCACAGAUUCCUGCAUUCUAUAUGGACACAAGUCACUUAUUUAAUACUCAGCAUGCACGACUAGCGCCCCCAACCCUUACACAACAGCAAGGAUUCCAACCAGGUCUCUCCCAGAUCCCAAUCCCCAUCUAUGCGCCUCUCCAAGGGCAACAUCAGGCACAACUUGGUUUAGCACCUGCUCCUGCUGUGUCCCAAGCCCAAGAAUUGUUUACAUCUUCUCUGCAACCUUACAGGUCCCAGCAAGCAUUUCUACAGAGCAGCUUGUCCCAGCCUUCUCCAGUUGUCCUGUCUGGAGCUGCUUUACAUAAUUUCCCUGGGGUACAACACCAAGAUCUUGCUAAAGCCCAGUCAAGUCUGGCCUAUCAACAAACAACCAAUACACAGCCUAUUUCCAUAUUAUAUGAGCACCAACUCGGCCAGUCUGGUUUGGGUGGAUCCCAACUGAUAGAUACACACAUUCUGCAGACACGGCAGGGAUUGGGACAACCUUCAAAUCUUUAUUCUGGACAGCAACCCAGUCAAACAAGCUUCUACAACACUGCUCAAUCACCUACAGCUCUACAACAGAUGACUGUACCUUUGCAAGGAUCACAGCUGUCCUUGCAGAAUUUUGGUUCUACUGGUGGUCAGCCCCUUAUUGCUUUAUCUCAAGCCCUGCCACCUGCACCUCAAGCUCAACACCAGAGUCUCUCUAGGGCAGGCCAAGUGAGCCAGGCGUAUCGGGGCCUGAUACCUUCCGGCAAUCAGCAUGGAAUGAUCGCUGCCCCUGGCAAGGUGACAAUUGUGACUGAUAUUGACCUUAAGCCUUACGGCAGUGGGUUGGACCACGUUAAGCCUGGUACUCCACCUGUCGGAAGAAGCACUACACCUACUUCAAGUCCUUUCCGGGCCAGUUCAACCAGCCCCAAUAGCCAGUCGAGUAAAAUGAACAGCUUGAUUUACCAGAAGCAUCAAUUUACUUCAAAUGCCGCCAAUGUUAGAAUGGGCCAACCUCCCUUCCCCACGCCGCAGUUCCCUCCUCAGAUGCUUUCCCAGCCUAAUCUGGUUUCUCCUCUGGUCCGAGCACCACACCCAAACACCUUCCAACCUUCAGUUCAGCGCCCACCAAUGCCACUGGGCAAUCAGCUGCCCCCACAGAUGCCAACAGGCUUAAUGAACCAUCCGCGACUUCACCAUGUGUCACGUGCCCCUCCUGUUCCACCAUCUGGAGUGCGGGUUAAUGCUGCUAUAAAGGCAGAGCAAGAUCUGAAGGCAAAACAGAGAGCAGAGGUUUUACAGUCGACACACCGCUUCUUUGAGCAGCAGCAGCAAUAUCAACAGAGUAAACCUGUGAUUCCCAAGCCUCAGAAAACUACCCCUGGCCCUCCAAAGCCUUCAGACACCAUGUUAGACCCAUCCAUGAUCUCACAAGAGAAGGCAGAAGACAGCCCAGCCGCCUUGGCUCCAGCUUCAGUGCCGACCUCCACUAAACCCAUCAGAACUGGACCAAUAAAACCUCAGGCCAUCAAAACAGAAGAUACUAAAUCCUAGAGACAGCUUGGGGGGAAUGCUAUGUUUUAAGCACUACACCGAGGUGUAAUGAUGAUGAGGUUUUUUUAUGUUUACUGAAAGAUGCAGCAGCUGAUCUAAAAGUAGGAAAUCGGAAUAGCAGAGUUUAGUUAGCUAUUAUGUGAACGGGGUGGGGGGUGUCUGAUACGGCUAUCCUUUCAGCAUUUCAAGGUGUGAAAGGCAGAAGACCUUUUAUUUAGAGUUCUUUGGAAUCUUAUAGUUUCUAUUCAGUUUGUAUGUGACUGUUUAGAGUGCAGCCUAAAUGCGGGCAUUCGAAUUUUCUGUGUCGGGGGUUGUCUACCAUCUCGGAAGGCUUACAAUGAAUGGUUAAUUAGAAACACUACCCUGCAAGGUUAUUAUUUUCAUAGCCAUGCUAAGGCAGGGUGAGUUCAAGCUCAACACGAUGAUAUAUAUGUAUACCCAAACACGCUUUAUGGUCUUGUUUAGGGUUAUACUGUUGGCUUUGUCUCACCCCCUGUGUUCGUUCUCCCUGUAUCUGGCUCUUUCCAAUGCGUGUAUAUGUGUGUGUUGGGCCCUAGUUUACUAGACAUUUAUUCUCAAGCAAUUAAUGUACAGAAUCACAUGGACCAGACUCAAAAAGGAGCAUACUUGUUACAGGUUUCACGUGAAAUGAAGGCAUUAAGCAGUUGAGCUCAUACUGUUUUUGUUUUGUUUUUUGUUUUUUUCUGUAAGGCAUUCUCCGUUUAAACAUCCAAAAACACAGAUGUAUGGUCCAUUAUGUAGUUUUAUAGUCUGUGACCUAGGUGCUGAUUGAGUUUUCUUUCCCGCUUUACCCCAUUUUUAUUUUUGAAAACAAUUGAAACCAUGCCAAUGUUGCUGCUGUCUUAAAUAUUUCAACAACUUCGCAUCACUAUACUGUACCUUUACAAUCUUUUACAUGCAGCUUUGUUGUAGUAGAACUGUUGUCAUUAAACUUAAAAGGGUGAUUUUUGUCUUUCUCUAAAACCUUUUUGAGAAUAAUUGUAACACCUGAAGAAGAGGGGGAUGCUGUGGGAGUUAAAACACAAAUGGGUACGUUAGAAAAUUCUGCAUUGGCAGGUGGCAAUAGAUGCAGAUACAAGUGACAAUAUAAGAGAACAUUUUCGGGUCAAUCAUAAAAAUAUGUGAUUUCAACAAACACCUUUUAUUGGCAGUAGUUUUCUAAAAUUUCAAAAAGUUGAGUCUGUUACGCAUCCCGGCACAGGAGAUAUUCCAGUUAGCAUUGAAAUGCCUCUUCUAUCCCAUAUGUUAAAUAAAACAAAUAGUUAAACUGAAAAUAAAUGCCCACGUGUUUUUCAUGUCUUUACUUGACUUGCUGUACAGAAUAGGUCCAGACAGAGAAAAAGCUGCCGUUAGUUGUAUUUUUUUUUUUAUAUAAAUAUAUAUAUUUACUUUUUUUUUUCUUUUAGCUGUGAUGUCAUCUUUUUUGCAACUAAAUGGGAGCAACAUAGAACUCUCACUCAUGUUUUUGGCAUUGUACAGAAUUUACAGCCAAUCUUAGCCCUGCUCUGUUAAGAGAAAAAAGAAAAAUGCGUUGUAUGAAAAUAUGUAAGGUCUUUACACUAUCCGGGUUUGAUUACAGGAACUAAUAAAGUAUUCUCUAAAUAAA